Molecule: messenger RNA, 693 nt
Organism: Peronospora belbahrii
Lineage: Eukaryota; Oomycota; Peronosporomycetes; Peronosporales; Peronosporaceae
Source: the annotation of a GenBank genome assembly
AUGGCACUCAUUGCUACAUAUCACUAUACACAGGAAAAGAGAGAAGUGUUAUACAGCAGUAUGUCAUACGCUUAUUUGUUUAAGUACAUCAUCAUCGGUGACACUGGUGUUGGCAAGUCAUGUCUCUUAUUGCAAUUUACGGACAAACGCUUUCAACCUGUACAUGAUCUUACGAUUGGUGUCGAGUUUGGUGCACGUAUGAUUAACAUUGAUAAUAAGCAAAUUAAGCUUCAGAUAUGGGAUACAGCUGGACAAGAGUCGUUUCGUUCAAUUACACGCUCGUAUUAUCGUGGAGCUGCUGGAGCGUUGCUGGUGUAUGACAUUACUCGACGAGAGACGUUUAACCACUUGACGAGAUGGUUGGAGGAGGCACGUCAGAAUUCCAAUUCAAACAUGGCGAUUAUGCUUAUUGGAAACAAGAGUGAUCUGGAACACCGUCGUGCUGUGAGUUUUAAAGAAGGCGAACAGUUUGCCAAGGAAAAUGGACUUAUUUUUCUUGAAACGUCGGCUAAAACUGCUGCUAACGUGGAAGAAGCUUUUGUCAAAACUGCAUCAAAGAUUUACUCGAACAUUCAGUCGGGUAUUUGCGACGUCACGAACGAGGCACAUGGCAUUAAGGUGGGCAUGACUGGCUCACCAGGCCCUGGUGGCUUUGGCAACUCGAAUCCUCCUGCCAACCGAGGUUGUUGCUAG